CGGUUCUCGUUCAGUUCGUAAAGUUUAGUUCUGUGCUGUGGUCGCUGGUUGCUUGCGCGUCGCGCCGGUUUUUACCGCCGUUUCUUCUCUUAUUUUAAAAAGAAACAAAUAAAAAGUUAUCGCGGCGACUCGAAGUUGUAUGAAACUGAUUUCAAGUUUACCGGCGAGAGGAUUAUAACAACGAUUUGACUCGACAGUGUUGUUUACUGCUAUCAAAAUACAAAGAAUAACAAAAUGAAGUUCUUACUAUUGUUGGCUAUUUUAGCGGUUCUACAUAAACAAGCUUGGUGUAAACCAUUGACGGAAGAAGAUGAAGACGACUAUACCUUACAAAAUGAUGACUAUCCUGACGAUUAUGAUGACGAUUCGAAUGGCGAUGAAGAUAAUGAUGAACCGGACGAAAUGCCAAAAUUCAUCACGAAACCAUUACAUCUUUCCGUGAAGGCACAUUCGGAUAUUUCGCUGCCAUGUGAUUUAUCCGGAAAUACCGCUACUUAUACGAUUAUGUGGAAGAAAAACAACGAAAUCAUCUUCCAAGAAAAGCACAUUUUUACAUCGUUCGAUGCUAAGAAGUUUGCCCUCGUAAAUACAACGACAUUAACUAUCAAAGAUGUAGAUGCAUCGGACUCUGGGGAGUACUCGUGCGUAGUUAUCAUUUCAUCUGAUAAGGAGGAAGCGCUGAAACAUACAUUGACAAUUCAAGGGCCAGCGAAAAUUACUUCCUUGACAGCAGACAAAAGCGGAACAGAAUAUAAAGCGGGUGAUACGUUGGAAUUGACCUGCUCCGUUGCCGGAAAACCAGAACCGAAGAUCUCUUGGUCUUUACAUGGUAAACAUCUCGGUACCGGAUCGAAAUUGAUCAUUGAUAAUAUUGGUCACGCCGAUUCUGGAGAUUAUCAAUGCAUUGCUGAUAACGGAAUCGAUCCAGUUAGUCAUCACUCUAUCAACAUCAAUGUUAUGUAUGCUCCGAUUAUUGAAUUGGAGAAGGCUACCACAAACUUUAGAAAUGAUGAGUACGAUAUUGACUUGCGAUGCAAGGUGCGCUCAAAUCCACCCGCUAUUGUUGUCUGGAGGAAGGACGGCGAGGAGAUCAAGAAAGAUAGCCGAAGGAAGAACAACGUGCACAUUUUGAAAUUGGAGAAGGUGGAUUCUAAACAGUUUGGUAAAUACUCGUGCAGUGCUGUUAACCAGGUUGGCAAAAACGAGCAACAUGUGAUGAUUACCAACGCGCCGAGCAAAGCUGAAUAUAAAGGCGAACAUGAUGUCCACGGCAAAGAGUUAAAUAUGACAUGGCAGGUGGAAUCUAUGUAUCCUAUCACCGAGUAUUCUUUGGAAUACAAGAAGGCUUCUGCCAGUGAAUGGAAAGAAGAAAAACCAGAAGUUACUAACUCUGAAUCUGGCAAUCUAUAUGUCAUCAACUAUAUAUUGAAGAAUUUAGAAGGUGGAGCAUAUGAAGUGCGAGUGAGGUCUAAGAAUCAAUGGGGAUGGUCAGAAUAUUCCAAAACGACGUUCAAAGCACACAAUGCACAUCACGGACACAAACAACCAAAAGAUCAGCACAAAAACAAACCCAUUAGACCCAAUGAAGAAGAUAAUAACAUUGCUAUUGAAACACGUGUAGAAGGUUCAAGAACUUCUUCUUCAUCUCAAUUCCUUCCAUCGACAUCACUGCUAUGUCUAGUUGCCUUCACACUCUUCAAUAGACAUUAAUGUUUGCCAAUGGAAAUAUACGACAAAAGGAAAUUCAAUCGAUGUUCAAACGUAUAUAAUUGAAACUUCUUGCGCUAAAUGUACGGCAAGAAAUUGAUCAACAUUUUAUAUUUCGAAAGGAACGAACCAAACCAAAGUAUUUUCACGUUUUGCUAAGUUGCUAGCUUGCUAUGAUAAUUUGCGUACAUCUAUUUUGUUCUUCAAUACUAAAUGAUUCAUGAAAUUUGUAUAUAAAUUAGACUGACACAGGAUUUUAAUUCAGCAACUCUGAAUGAGUGUUUUGUGAAAAUAAUUUAAUUUAUUUCGAACGUUAUUUAUCACAAAUGUUAUUUAUCAAUUCAAUUGCACCAUAUUAGAGUUUGAAAAAUUUGAUAUCUGGAAUUAUCAGCUAUUCGUCCAAAAACAAUUAUUUUUUAACUAAAUGCUUAUCAAUUUUAUAUAGUUAAAAGAUCUUUUAGUCGCGUUAAGGUCGGGAAUUGAGGUCGGAUUCAUUAGGAGUAAAGUUUGUAGUACAACAUUUAACAACAUGUUGUUAAAGUCAUUACAUAUUACAAUCAGAUAAAUCUAUAAGGGUGUCCGCGGAUUAAAUUUUACUACAAAUUGCAUUACAAGAUGAAGAACACCUUUAAGUUGAUACUUAAUGGAUAGAAUGAAUCGCAUAGGUCGUAAGUAGCGAUUUAUUUUAAAUUCAGUUAACAUAGUUUAAUGUUACAGGAUUAAUGAAGAUGAAAACAAAGUUGCUAAAUGUGUGCUUGUAAAUAAGAUUGUAUAUUAUUAAUAAACUGUAACACGAAGGUGAAUGAUUGAUGCUACACACGAAAUGAAAUUAUACUUGAUUUAAUAUUUAAGUUAUAAAUAUUAAGGUUACCUAAUUGACUGGCGAAAGAAUAUGCCCAAAAACCACGAUAAGUUCAAUAUUAUUAAUCCAUACUAAUGUAUAUUAUUUUGUGUUCAUUAUUGCAGCUUGUAAAUUAUUGUAUGCUGUACAUUUUAACUUGUAAGUAACGCCAUAUACCAUCAGAUUUAAUAACAAAAUGAAACGAGUUGCAGUUCUGAACACCAUUUGAUCAGUAUUUCAUUGAAUAUGUGACGUACGUUUAAUAUUUCAAUAGGAAUUAUUCAAAAGAACAUUAGAUACACUCAACCAAUUUAUGCUGUCUUAUAGUUUGCACAUUGUAUUUACAUUUUAUGUUUAAAUAUCAUCAUCAAUUGUUCAAUGAAUGCCAUAAUACUUUUAAUUACUUUUUAAUGCAAUUUAUUUUACAUUCAAAUGUCUAAAUAUCCACAAAACUGCUUUUAGAAACAUGUAGUCGCAUUGUUUAGUUAAACAACAAACAUAUUACGUUUUGGUGACAAUGAACGUAGACCACAUUAAUUUCUAAGUAGUAUUCUUUGUGUAGUUAGUAGAUCGCAAUGUUCUAAUGUAAAUAUUUGAUUAAUAAUAACUUUAUGUUGUAUCUGAAUUUUAGUUUUUACCUACACAUAGGCGUUGCAUUAUUAUAUGACACCUGUUUAAGAAAAAUAUCAAACUUAUGAAACAGAAUAUCCAAAAACCGAUGACAACAUAAUCUUAAAUACUUGUAUACUAGUUGCUUCCGAAACACAAGCUUCCAUAUUUUCGUCAUUGUAAGACACGUGUUGUAAUAGUUACAUUAACAUUUUGUGUCACAUAAAUAUGUGGACAUGUUGACUUAUUCAGGAUGCCUUACACUUAACUUAUACAAUAUGAGAAUGCUUUUCAGCUACGUAGUAAAGUGGAUAGAAAUUUAUCUAUGUAUAUUCAAUGAAAACUAUUCUGAUAUCCUAAACCUCUACAAAUUCGUAAAUACUUACACAUAAUAUAUCUAUAAUAUAUUUUUUUGUAAAACGGUUUUUAUAGAUAUUAAUAUUUAUGAUAAAAAUACAAUAUCUCAAGUACUGGAUGGUUAACAAAUUCGGAAUUGAUUGUGAACAUGAAAUGGCAAUUGUUUCGUUAGAAAAACACACAAAGUUUGCUAACAUAACAGGAAAAAGGGGAAAAGAAAUAUUGUAAUGUGCUUUCACAUUUACAACUUUAAUGUUUUCUAAAUUAUUUCAAAUUGUAUGUAAAUGUAUAGAAAUAAAAACAGUGGAUAAUGAA
Messenger RNA from Dalotia coriaria, 3829 nucleotides. RefSeq names its product MAM domain-containing glycosylphosphatidylinositol anchor protein 2-like. Gene Ontology annotation, molecular function: protein binding. Bases 235 to 1710 code for a protein of 491 amino acids. The transcript has 9 exons. The record is from RefSeq and is a predicted model, not a curated record. Lineage: Eukaryota; Metazoa; Arthropoda; Insecta; Coleoptera; Staphylinidae.